This is a messenger RNA of Rhineura floridana, 1237 nucleotides long. It is a transcript of the gene UBFD1, whose product is annotated as ubiquitin family domain containing 1. The transcript has 7 exons. The record is from RefSeq and is a predicted model, not a curated record. The coding region runs from base 149 to 970 and encodes 273 amino acids. Gene Ontology annotation, molecular function: cadherin binding; RNA binding. NCBI's taxonomy places the organism in Eukaryota, Metazoa, Chordata, Lepidosauria, Squamata, Rhineuridae.
AGGCUUGCCUCCCCCCCAAAAAACAAACACUUUUCUCUCUCAAGGCAGCUGCUGAGCUGGGCUGGGGGUUUCCCACCACCGGCCUCUCCUUGCUCGGCCUCCUUCCUCUGCUCGGGCCUUGAGUCUCGGUGAUUCGGAUGACACCAGCAUGGAUGCAGAAGGCCAGGAUCCAGCCCUAGGCUGCAGGGAUGACUGUGAUUCCCCUUCUGCUGAGAAACCUUUGGAGACAGAUGAUCCACCUGAACCCCAGCCUUCUGUCAGCAACGGUGGAGAUUCUGAGAUAGAGAAAGAGCUGGUUGAGCUAAAAAUUAUCUGGAACAAAAAUAAGUAUGACUUGAAGUUCCCUCUUGAUAGCACAGGGGCUGACCUGAAGCAAAAAAUCCACUCACUCACAGGCCUUCCACCUGCAAUGCAAAAGGUCAUGUUCAAAGGACUUCUACCAGAGGAGAAAACUUUACGGGAAAUCAAAGUGAUCAAUGGAGCAAAAAUAAUGGUGGUUGGCUCAACCAUCAAUGAUGUCUUGGCAGUAAACACACCAAAAGAUGCUGCUCAGCAGGAAGUGAAGUCAGAAGAGACCAAAAAGGAGCCCCUGUGCAGACAAAAGCAACACAGGAAAGUGUUGGAUAAAGGAAAACCUGAAGAUGUGAUGCCUUCUGUCAAGGGUGUCCAGGAGCGUCUGCCAACUGUUCCUUUAUCGGGCAUGUACAACAAGUCAGGUGGAAAAGUGCGGCUCACCUUUAAACUCGAACAAGAUCAGCUUUGGAUUGGCACAAAAGAGAGAACAGAAAAGUUGCCCAUGGGCUCCAUCAAGAACGUGGUGAGUGAACCUAUCGAAGGACAUGAGGAUUAUCACAUGAUGGCCUUCCAGCUUGGUCCUACUGAAGCCUCUUACUACUGGGUCUAUUGGGUACCUACUCAAUACGUUGAUGCGAUCAAGGACACAGUGCUGGGGAAGUGGCAGUAUUUUUGAAGGCACGCUCACCUCUGGCACUGGAGACUGACAUGAACCUAAGGACACUGCUAGGGAGAGGCCUGCACAGGGGUCGUCCUGGAACUUCUUAAUCAACACGAUCUCAAAGAGGCCUGGGAGGACGCCAGAGGUGGGGAUCUCUCGCCAUUAGUUUAUUUUUAAUUUUAAAAAGUGCAGCAGCCGCAGCAGCCCUUGUUCUGCAGCCAGCUUCAACCAUAUUUAAAAAAAAGCAAAUAUGAUGGAAAUCAAUAAAUCUUAAUUCACAAA